Chrysochloris asiatica (Cape golden mole) is the source of this 2633-nucleotide messenger RNA. It is a transcript of the gene TEC, whose product is annotated as tec protein tyrosine kinase. Gene Ontology annotation, biological process: integrin-mediated signaling pathway; adaptive immune response; T cell receptor signaling pathway. The record is from RefSeq and is a predicted model, not a curated record. Gene Ontology annotation, molecular function: protein binding; non-membrane spanning protein tyrosine kinase activity; ATP binding. The transcript has 17 exons. Bases 40 to 1935 code for a protein of 631 amino acids. Lineage: Eukaryota; Metazoa; Chordata; Mammalia; Afrosoricida; Chrysochloridae.
GGGAUUUUCAAUGGCAGGAGAAGGAGUGAUCAGACCGAGAUGAAUUUGAACACUAUUCUAGAAGAGAUUCUUAUUAAAAGGUCACAGCAGAAGAAGAAGACAUCACCCUUAAAUUACAAGGAGAGACUUUUUGUUCUUACAAAGUCCAUGUUAACCUACUAUGAGGGUCGAGCAGAGAAAAAAUACAGAAAAGGGUUUAUUGACGUUUCAAAAAUCAAGUGUGUGGAAAUAGUGAAGAAUGAUGAUGUUGUCAUUCCCUGCCAAAAUAAAUACCCGUUUCAGGUUGUCCAUGAUGCUAAUACGCUUUAUAUUUUUGCACCCAGUGUACAAAGCAGGGACCGGUGGGUAAAGAAGUUAAAAGAAGAAAUAAAGAACAACCAUAAUAUUAUGAUUAAAUAUCAUCCUAAAUUCUGGGCAGAUGGAAGUUACCAGUGUUGCAGACAAACUGAGAAACUAGCACCUGGAUGUGAAAAAUAUACUCUUUUUGAGAGCAGUAUAAGAAAAGCACUACCUCCCGCACCAGAAAUAAAGAAGCGACGGCCUCCCCCGCCAAUUCCACCUGAAGAAGAUGAUAAUAGUGAAGAAGUAGUUGUUGCCAUGUAUGAUUUCCAGGCGACGGAAGCACAUGAUCUCAGAUUAGAGAGAGGCCAAGAGUAUGUUAUAUUAGAAAAGAAUGAUGUUCAUUGGUGGAGAGCAAGAGAUAAAUAUGGGUGUGAAGGAUAUAUCCCAAGUAAUUAUGUAACAGGGAAAAAAUCGAACAACUUAGGUCAAUAUGAGUGGUAUUGCAGAAAUAUGAAUAGAAGCAAGGCAGAGCAACUCCUCAAAAGUGAAGAUAAAGAAGGAGGCUUUAUGGUCAGAGAUUCCAGUCAGCCCGGCAUGUACACAGUCUCUCUGUAUACAAAAUUUGGAGGAGAAGGUUCAUCGGGUUUCAGGCAUUACCAUAUAAAGGAAACGACAACAUCUCCAAAGAAGUAUUACCUAGCAGAAAAACAUGCGUUUGCUUCAAUUCCUGAGAUUAUUGAAUAUCAUAGACACAAUGCAGCAGGGCUUGUCACAAGGUUACGGUACCCAGUCAGUAUAAAAGGGAAGCAUGCACCAACUACUGCUGGAUUCAGCUAUGAAAAAUGGGAGAUUAACCCGUCAGAGCUGACCUUCAUGAGGGAACUGGGGAGUGGACUGUUUGGAGUGGUACGGCUUGGCAAAUGGCGAGCGCAGUACAAAGUAGCUAUCAAAACCAUUAGGGAAGGUGCAAUGUGUGAGGAAGACUUUAUAGAAGAAGCUAAACUCAUGAUGAAGCUGACCCACCCUAAGCUAGUACAGCUUUAUGGCGUCUGUACACAACAAAAACCCAUUUACAUUGUUGCUGAAUUCAUGGAAAGGGGCUGCCUUCUGAAUGUCCUCCGACAGAGACAAGGUCAUUUUAGCAGAGAUGUGCUGCUGAGCAUGUGUCAGGAUGUGUGUGAAGGGAUGGAAUACCUGGAGAGGAACAGCUUCAUCCACAGAGAUCUGGCUGCCAGAAAUUGUCUGGUAAAUGAAGCAGGUGUUGUGAAAGUAUCGGAUUUUGGAAUGGCCAGGUAUGUUCUAGAUGAUCAGUACACAAGCUCUUCUGGUGCUAAAUUUCCUGUGAAGUGGUGCCCACCCGAAGUGUUUAAUUAUAGCCGCUUCAGCAGCAAGUCGGACGUGUGGUCAUUUGGGGUCUUAAUGUGGGAAGUAUUCACUGAAGGCAGAAUGCCCUUUGAAAAAAACACCAACUAUGAAGUGGUCACCAUGGUUACUCGCGGUCACCGACUCUACCGACCAAAGUUGGCAUCCAAAUAUGUAUAUGAGGUGAUGCUGAGGUGUUGGCAGGAGAAACCAGAGGGAAGGCCGUCCUUUGAAGACUUGCUACGCACAAUAGACGAACUAGUCGAGUGUGAAGAAACUUUUGGAAGAUAAAGCACUGUUGUGGCCAGUGGCUCCCAGAUUCAAAAGCACGAGGAAGAAAUGACAUUUUGUGGUUUUUAAUUUAUUCAGCACUGGAAUGUACAAAUUGUUUGACUUGUAAUAUGGAAAUACCCAAAGCAUUUUCUUCCAGACCAACUUGAGCUCUAAGACUGAAAUGGAACCUUCCAGAUUAUAGAAAUGCUGCCUGAGAAGUGGUGAUUAAAAGCACUCACUUUUAUUCAUUCCACAGGCACUUGAGUGCCCAUUAUGUGCCAGACACUAUGCCUAGGUUCCUGGGUUCGCUGAUUGGAGCUAACAUGGGGCCAUGUUAGCUGAUGCCAGUGGGGAACCAGGGUGUUUAGGAAAGGGAAGGGUAUUAGAGUCAGGUUCCAGAAAUCCCUCUCCUCCCUUUGACUUUUGCAGAAAUCUGGGCCUGGGGCAUUGUCUAGAAUGUGGGUUCUGGAUGAAUCAAGAACCCAUCUUGGAUAACUACCAAUGUUUUGUUUUGAAAACAUCUAUGUUUUCAAGACUACUGUUAGUAUUACAUUGAAAAAUAUGUGUAUGCUGUAUAUAUUGUAAAUAUAUAAUAUAUAAAGUUAUAUAUUUAUUAAAAAAACCUGAAUUGUCUUUUAAUUGAAACUUUCAAUUCUGUAAUGUCAGCUGACCUUCUUAGGACUGGUGAUUGUGCCUUACCAGUGUCAGACCUUUUC